This is a messenger RNA of Morus notabilis, 1629 nucleotides long. Its product is annotated as E3 ubiquitin-protein ligase RGLG2. The transcript has 12 exons. The record is from RefSeq and is a predicted model, not a curated record. The coding region runs from base 133 to 1446 and encodes 437 amino acids. NCBI's taxonomy places the organism in Eukaryota, Viridiplantae, Streptophyta, Magnoliopsida, Rosales, Moraceae.
UUUCUCAUCCACUUCUUCUCCGCUUACUUUUCUCAAAGUAUAUGGGCUUCUCCGCCAUUUCAUUCUGCACAAAUGUUGUUACAUUGACCUGAUUCUGCUUCUUUUGGAGAGUUUCAGUAGAUUAUUGAAUUGAUGGGUGGGGUAUUCUCAAAACGGGAGAGUCCAAGACACCUUUCUUACGGGUCUAGAUCAUAUUCUUCGGGUUAUCAAAGUUAUCCGCAAUCGCCAUAUACUCAGCCAAACCAAGAGUAUGGACAUCACCAGUAUCCUGCAUAUCACUCCCAAAGCUAUGGGGAAGCUCGAGCACCCGAACCAAAAAGGAGGCUAGAAAGGAAGUACUCAAAAAUAGGUGAUGAUUACAAGAGCCUUGACCAGGUAACUCAAGCAUUGGCACGGGCUGGGUUGGAGUCUUCCAAUCUUAUUGUUGGUAUUGACUUCACAAAGAGCAAUGAGUGGACAGGUGCGAGGUCAUUCCACCGCAAAAGCUUGCAUCACAUUGGAGAAGAGCAAAAUCCUUAUGAACAAGCAAUAUCAAUUAUUGGGAAAACACUAUCUUCCUUUGACGAAGAUAACAUGAUUCCCUGUUUCGGAUUUGGAGAUGCAUCAACCCAUGAUCAGGAAGUUUUCAGUUUUCAUCCCGAUGAGAGAUUCUGCAAUGGAUUCGAAGAAGUAUUGACACGAUAUAGAGAAUUAGUUCCUCAGCUACGACUUGCAGGGCCAACAUCAUUUGCUCCGAUAAUUGAAAUGGCGAUCACUGUUGUUGAGCAAAGUGGUGGCCAGUACCACGUACUUGUAAUAAUAGCUGAUGGACAGGUGACUAGAAGCGUCGAUACUGAUGGUGGGCAGUUAAGCCCACAGGAAAAGAAAACGGUUGAAGCAAUUGUGAAGGCAAGCGAUUACCCGUUGUCAAUUAUCCUUGUUGGGGUCGGAGAUGGACCAUGGGACAUGAUGAGGGAAUUUGAUGAUAACAUCCCGGCCCGGGCAUUUGAUAACUUCCAGUUUGUGAAUUCCACAGAAAUCAUGUCGAAGAAUAUGGACAGAUCCAGAAAAGAAACAGAAUUUGCUCUUGCAGCCUUGAUGGAAAUACCAUCCCAGUAUCAAGCAACUCUGGAGCUCGGUUUAUUGGGUGUUAGUAGGGGAAAGGCUAUAGACAGAGUUCCUCUUCCGCCUCCUCUCUAUGGGUCGGCUUCAUUCAGCGCCCCAAAGCCUUCACGUUCAAGCGGUUAUCACCCAAGCGCACCUUCUGCCAGAAGACAUGAUGCCGGUGUCAGCGGGGCGACUUCUGCUAGUUCUACUUCUGAUAAUCUUCUUUGUCCUAUUUGCAUUAGCAAUCCAAAGAACAUGGCCUUCGGUUGUGGCCACCAGACAUGUUGCGAGUGCGGAGAAGAUCUUGAUGUGUGCCCAAUAUGCCGAAGCAGUAUUCAAACAAGAAUAAAGCUCUAUUGAAGGUGUUAAAAGUUUUGUGCCUCCAUUUGAAAAUAAGGAAAACAUUUUGGUCCGUAAUUGACUGGAUGGGGUAUUUAUUAGAUCUCCUUAAUUUCAUUGUGAAGUUGGACUACUCAGCAAAUCUCGUGCCUUUUGUACAUAUUCCAGUUUUCUGUCAAUUCUAAUAAAACUUUGUCACUAUUA